Molecule: messenger RNA, 1581 nt
Organism: Malassezia pachydermatis
Lineage: Eukaryota; Fungi; Basidiomycota; Malasseziomycetes; Malasseziales; Malasseziaceae
Product: porphobilinogen deaminase
Exons: 1
Coding region: 1-1581 (526 amino acids)
Biological process (GO): heme biosynthetic process
Cellular component (GO): cytoplasm
Molecular function (GO): hydroxymethylbilane synthase activity
Source: RefSeq, a predicted model, not a curated record
AUGACUCUCGAAGCGGCUGAGCCCCACACUGAUGUGCCACAGUGUCCUGUGCCACAUGCCAAGGACACGCCGCUCCCACCAGGCCAUCCCGAGAUACCUGUGGCUCCUCCCUCCAAGCUACAGAAUCCGUCGGGCGAGCAUUGCAUCUUCUUUCGGCAACCAGAAGAUGGCCAAAACCUCUCGUCGAUGGAAGUGACGACAGAGAGCCUCACGCCUGACCCAGUGGAACUGCAGGACCCCGAGCAUUUGCUUGUCUUGUCCAGUCGAAAAAGUGCGCUAGCUGUGUGCCAGGCGACGGAAGUCCAACUCAUGCUGGAAGCGCGCUACGGCGGCAACUCGCCAGCGUUUGCCCCCCACGCUGCGGAGGCGGCGGAUACCAACGAAGAAAUCGCCGGGGUUCACAGGCUGCUGCGUGGCUUUGAAGAAGACAGAACAAAAGAACUUGUGCCAUACCAUUUCCCAGUGCGUACCAUGGCGACACUGGGCGACAACAACCAACGCUCGCCGCUGUACGUGAUCGGUGGCGAAGGCCGUGCUAUCUGGACGAAGGAAUUGGAAGUCGCGCUCGUUGCUGGUAGUGUCGAUGCCAUUGUGCACAGUCUGAAGGAUGUACCUACGACGCUACCGGAUGGCCUAGAGCUUGCUGCGAUCCUGGAGCGAGAGGACCCACGCGACGCCCUGGUCGUCAAGCAAGGUCUGCCGUAUAAAUCAAUCAACGAUCUUCCUCGUGGUUCUGUGGUAGGCACGUCGUCGGUACGCCGUGUAGCGCUGCUGCGCCGUGCCUUCCCUCAUCUGAUGUUCAGCGAUGUCCGCGGCAACAUCCAAACACGUCUGGCGAAGCUCGAUGCCAAAGACGGGCCUUAUACUGCGAUUGUCCUCGCGGCAGCUGGACUGAAGCGGAUGAACUUGGAGGAUCGCAUCACGUCCUAUCUGGUCGGCACCGAUAUGCAGUACGCGGUCGGCCAGGGUGCGCUGGGCGUGGAAGUACGUACGCCACGUGGCCCGAACCAAGAGCGUGAUGAAAAGGUGCGGACGCUCAUUCGCAGUAUUUCCAACUGGCGCUCGACCUGGCGCUGUGUCGCAGAACGGGCCUUGAUGCAUCGCAUGGAAGGCGGUUGUUCAAUUCCCCUAGGUGUGACGACGCGCUUGGAAGAUCACGACGAACUGGAAGGCAAGAUGCAUGAGCGGAUUGAGACGCCCAUGGAGCUUGCACAGAGUGGCGUGUUGCCGACGCGCGUGCCUAUCCCUCCCAUGCCGCCUGCAGAGGGCUGUCGACUCACGCUAAGUGCGGUGAUUGUCUCGUUGGAUGGCAAGCAGUCGUGCCAGCACACGGAGACGAUGUUGUGUCGGUCUGCAGAAGACGCAGAGCGUCUCGGUAUUCUUGUGGCGGAAGAGUUGGAGCAUAACCAAAAUGCACGUGGCAUUUUGGAUGAGGUCGAGCACCACCGCCGCCUGGCGGAGGUCGCCGACGAAAAGCGCCGCGCCGCGCAAAACGCUGGCGAGGCGACCCUGGCGGUGCCCGAAGUGGACCGACGUGGUAUGCCGCGCGACGAUGGCGAGCCCAAAGCAUGGGAAGUGUAG